This is a messenger RNA of Macrosteles quadrilineatus (aster leafhopper), 1461 nucleotides long. RefSeq names its product endoplasmic reticulum resident protein 29-like. The coding region runs from base 107 to 853 and encodes 248 amino acids. NCBI's taxonomy places the organism in Eukaryota, Metazoa, Arthropoda, Insecta, Hemiptera, Cicadellidae. Gene Ontology annotation, biological process: protein secretion. Gene Ontology annotation, cellular component: endoplasmic reticulum lumen; endoplasmic reticulum. The record is from RefSeq and is a predicted model, not a curated record. The transcript has 2 exons.
CAGUGUCGUACCGGCGAGCUGAUAAGAAUUACUUAGUAGUUUCAAUUUAUUAUUGGUUGUUAUAAGUUUUGUGGAAGUUGUUUUCCUGACAAAGAGGUGCUCAAUUAUGAAACCGUAUGUCCAUUUGACAGUAGUAUUCGCCUUCAUUACAAUUAUCAACUAUGUUUCAGCCAAAGGUUGUGUUCAAUUGGAUUCAUUUUCAUUUGAAAAGGUAGCUUCAAAAUUUAAAGCGACCCUUGUAAAGUUUGAUGCUGCCUAUCCAUAUGGCCCCAAACAAGAGGAGUAUGAGAAAGUGUGUGAAGCCAGCUCUAAUGUUGAUGACCUUCUUGUGGUAGAGGUUGCUGUAAAAGACUACGGAGAAAAAGAAAACACAGAUCUAGCGAAGAAAUAUGGAGCAGAAAAGGAUGAUUAUCCAGUUGUCAAACUGUUCGUACAAGGAAAGCCCGAGCCAUCUGAUUUUGUUAAAACAGAAGAUUUUACAGCGGAUAACUUAAAGAAAUUCAUCCGUUCAAAAUCCGGGGUUUACAUCGGUUGCACAGGAUGUCUUAAGGAUUUUGACGAGAUAGCAGCUAAAUUCUCGACAGAAAAUAAUGCAGAAGAGAAGAAAAAACUUCUUCGAAGAGCUGAAGACCUUUGGGAUAACGCAAAGGGUAAUCAAGAACAAAAGUAUGCAGAGGUUUAUGUCAAAAUAAUGAGAAAAGUAAUAGAAAAAGGGGAUGAAUUUUUAAACAGUGAACAUGCGAGAGUAGACAAUUUACUGAAAGGAAAAGUCAGUAAAGAGAAAAAAGAAGAAUUACAACAUAGACUUAAUAUCCUUCAAGGGUUUAAAACUGCAUUACACGAUGAGUUAUAAUUUUCUAGAUCUCAAACUGUUGUUUUAAAAAUGAUUGGGGGUUUUCGUUGUGAUGUUGCAAAACUAUCUUUUUUAGUUCCUAUAAAGCUACGAUACAAAUAGGUUAGGCCUACUGUUCAAACACAAACUUAAGGGGGGGGGGGGUAAUUGCUAGUAAUAUUUUAAUUUUGUUUGAACUUUGAACAUUCCUGUUCUCUCUUUUUUAACUCAAUCUAAGAAUGAACUUAAACAAACUUUGACCAAAGCUAAGAUCAAUGUUACAUAAUGUAUUAUUUAUCAGUAUUGAAUACUCAUGUUUAUCUGUUGUCGGUAAUUAGUACUAUAAUAAUGUAAUAAAUGUGAAUAUUGUUUUUUUACAUUUCUGUAACUUAAAUAAAUGUCAUGUGAUUAAAAGGUUCGAAACAAGUGAACUGUACAAAAUCCCAUUUCUGAAUUUCUUGAGAAUUUGGCGCAAGUCCUUGAUUUCUUCUACUACAGUCUCUGUCUUAUCUCAUGCAGUUAUAAUAAUAAUUACGAUUUACGACUAUCAUGGACUGAUUAGUUUAUGAAACAUGAUCGAUUUUAAACUUAAAAAGUUGCUGUUACAUUCAAUAUUUAAACUUGAAAAU